Messenger RNA from Didymella exigua CBS 183.55, 1777 nucleotides. RefSeq names its product oxidoreductase domain-containing protein. The coding region runs from base 384 to 1427 and encodes 347 amino acids. The record is from RefSeq and is a predicted model, not a curated record. The transcript is spliced from 3 exons. Lineage: Eukaryota; Fungi; Ascomycota; Dothideomycetes; Pleosporales; Didymellaceae. Gene Ontology annotation, molecular function: oxidoreductase activity, acting on NAD(P)H.
UGACGGAGGUCGCAUCAAAGAGACCAACGUCCCCAAAUUAGCUGCAUUGGGUCGAAGCUGCUGCUAAUUUACUCAUCACGCCUCAACUUGUUCAUUCCGCUUAGUUCAUGCUUACACACCUCUCUGCAGGCAUCCACCUCCCAUGAUCUGUUUUUGGAUGGCAGACCACCUCUCAUGAUUCGCUUUUGAAUGGCAGACGCGCUUACGAAAGUACGAAAGUAUGCCAAAUGACCAAACGCGGUUGCGGAUCCAAGCACUACGCGCCCUGGAAGGAACAGCGUGCAUUUUCAAGACACGGAGUCAGCAAGUAGCGCGUAUCUUCGAUGAAGCAGAGGAGAUAGAAAAGGUGUAAGAGGACAUGCCAGAGCAAUGUGCUACGCAGUAUGACAUCUACCCACCGCGCCGCUGUCCUCCCAACACCUGGCCAACCAUUGGCAAUCAAAGACGUCGAAACGCCUCGACCAGGGCCCAACGAAGCUCUCAUCCGGAACCAUGCCAUCGCCAUCCAGCCCCUUGAUGCCAAAAUUCUCAUCUCUAACUACGGUCCAGCGGCCUCCCUGAGCUUCCCAGCAACCCUCGGCAGCAGCGGCGCAGGUGUGAUUGAGGAGGUGGGCUCAAGCGUGACCAACGUUCAAGUCGGUGACCGAGUUGUCUUCGACACAAAGGCCUACGUCGAUCCCAAGGUCAACAAGCAGCAAGGCACAUGGCAGCAGCUCGUCAUCAGCUCAGCGGACACUAUCGCAAAGAUUGACGAUACCCCCUUCGAGCAAGCAGUCCUGACCUCCUUUCCGCUACAAACCGCAGUCGCAGCACUGCAAGUCUUCCUCGGCAUGUCCCGCCCCUCGCCCCGUACGGCUCCCAAUCAACCAGCCAGCGACGAAAAGGUUCUGAUCUGGGGCGCAGGCGGCGCAGUAGGCCAACAUGCCGUCCAAUACGCCGCAUCGCUCGGCUACACCGUCACAGCCACAGCCUCGCCCCGCUCGCUCCCCUCUCUCACAUCUCUCGGCGCCUCCAUUGUCCUGGACUACCGCUCGCCCACCAUCCUGGCCGAGAUCCGUGCCCACGGACCCUUCGCCUACCUCUUCACCGCAUCAGGAGACGCCUCGUCCCAGCGCGCUCUCAUUGGCCUGCUUUCACCCACCGGCGGCCGAUUCGCGUCGGUCCUACCAUUGAGUGAAGAGGUGGAACUACCAGCGAAUGUGGAGAUAGUAUAUAAGUCUUUCUCGCAAGCCACACACAAACCCGAGUAUGCCGAAUGGCGGAAUUGGUGGUACGGAAUCUAUUUACCCUCCGUGCUCUCGGCCAGGUUAGAAUCACUCGUAGCAUACCCGAAGAUAGGAAACGGGCUAUCAGCGCUGCAGAGAGCGAGCCAGGAGGUUUCCGAUGGGAAAGUGAGGGGCAAAGUGAUCGUUAAUCCACAGGAAUGAGAAACUCUUCAUUAGGUGUAUCAAUACCUAUUUGCUCAGCCACCGCUUCAGCCUCCCCAAAGCAACGCUCUCCCCUCUCCUACCUGCAUGGUUCGUCAUUGGAGGCGACGUGAAGCUGUUGACUGGACUUGCCAUUCUAGGACAAGAUAUAAGAUUUUCGAGCGGUGAUGCGAACUCAAUAUGUUCGAUGCCGUAGUUCAAGAGGCUGACUGGCUGCAAUGGUUUCAUUGGUCUUGGAGCAUGCAGUUGGUGGAGGUCGUCCAUCGAGCUGGAGCGAAAUCGUCGGUGUUUCGAAGAAGGCGCAUGGUGAUUAUCAUCUUCCUCGUCGGCGCUGUACCCCGCCCCAUCGA